Molecule: messenger RNA, 216 nt
Organism: Mesocestoides corti
Lineage: Eukaryota; Metazoa; Platyhelminthes; Cestoda; Cyclophyllidea; Mesocestoididae
Source: the annotation of a GenBank genome assembly
AUGGCGGCACAGGUGACAUUGAUGGUGCAAAGAAGCACGAGGAAAAAUGGGGAUGCUCAAGACGAUGAAUAUGAAGGUGUUGACGUGAUGAAACACACCGUGGGUCAAUCACUGCACGAUGCGAAUGACGACUAUGGUAAUUCUUCUGACGUAGAUGAUGAAGAAGCAGCAUAUGCUAACACUGACGAAGACGAUCAAGUUGAAGAGGAGGAAUGA